UAAACAUAAAAAUUUUGAGGUUAAUUGUUUUAUCUGUCUACUGAUUAUCCACGUUGAAUUUGUAAUAAAUUAAUUUGUUAAUAUUAAUUAUUAAUCUUACAAUAAAUACACUGAAAUAAUUAUAAAUAAUUUAAAUAUUGGACUUAAAAUGGUUCAAAAAAAACGAGUAUUUGUCGAGAGUAAAGAGGAACGAAUGCUCAUGACAAUUGGUGAAAUAAUACAAGAAUUAUUAAUUGCUGAUAAACAAAAUCGUGAUGUUGAUUUAAAUAAAUUAAAAACUCGUAUAUCAUCAAAAUAUGGUUUAGAUUCAUCACCACGUCUUGUUGAUAUUAUUGCUGCUGUUCCAUCAGAUGCUAAAGUAAAAUUAUUACCAAAAUUAAAAGCAAAACCAAUAAGAACAGCAAGUGGAAUUGCUGUUGUUGCUGUUAUGUGUAAACCACAUCGUUGUCCACAUAUUAAUAUGACUGGUAAUAUAUGUGUAUAUUGUCCAGGUGGUCCUGAUUCAGAUUUUGAAUAUUCAACACAAUCAUAUACUGGCUUUGAGCCAACAUCAAUGCGUGCAAUACGUGCACGUUAUGAUCCAUUAUUACAAACACGUCAUCGUGUUGAUCAACUUAAACAAUUAGGACAUAGUGUUGAUAAAGUUGAAUUUAUUGUAAUGGGUGGUACAUUUAUGUCCUUGCCAGAUGAUUAUCGUGAUUAUUUUAUACGUAAUUUACAUGAUGCAUUGUCUGGUCAUAUUAGUAAUAAUGUUGAUGAAGCUGUUAAAUUUUCUGAACGUAGUAAAACAAAAUGUAUUGGUAUUACAAUUGAAACACGUCCAGAUUAUUGUUUAAAAAAACAUUUAUCUGAUAUGUUACGUUAUGGUUGUACGAGAUUAGAAAUUGGUUUACAAUCAGUAUAUGAAGAUGUUGCACGUGAUACUAAUCGUGGACAUACUGUUAAAGCUGUAUGUCAAAGUUUUUGUUUUUCAAAAGAUGCUGGUUUUAAAGUUAUUGCACAUAUGAUGCCUGAUUUGCCAAAUGUUGAUAUUGAAAGAGACAUUGAACAAUUUAUUGAAUUAUUUGAUAAUCCAUCAUUUCGUAUUGAUGGAUUAAAAAUAUAUCCAACACUUGUUAUACGUGGUACUGGUCUUUAUGAAUUAUGGAAAACUGGACGUUAUAAAAGUUAUCCACCAAGUACAUUGAUUGAUUUAGUUGCUAAAAUAUUAUCAUUAAUACCACCAUGGACAAGAGUUUACAGAGUACAACGUGAUAUACCAAUGCCACUUGUAACAUCUGGUGUUGAACAUGGUAAUUUACGUGAACUUGCAUUAGCAAGAAUGAAAGAUUUUGGUACUGAUUGUCGUGAUGUACGUACAAGAGAAGUUGGAAUACAACAAAUACAUAAUAAAGUACAGCCAUAUGAAGUUGAAUUAAUAAGACGUGAUUAUUAUGCUAAUAAUGGAUGGGAAACAUUUUUAUCAUAUGAAGAUCCAACACAAGAUAUACUUGUUGGAUUAUUGAGAUUAAGAAAAUGUUCGGUUGAUACAUUUAAAAGUGAACUUAAAGAUAAAUGUUCAAUUGUACGUGAACUUCAUGUUUAUGGUAGUGUUGUACCAGUUAAUGCACGUGAUCCAACUAAAUUUCAACAUCAAGGUUUUGGCAUGUUACUCAUGGAGGAAGCUGAACGUAUUGCUAGAGAAGAACAUGGCUCAAUUAAAAUGGCUGUUAUAUCAGGUGUUGGAACUCGUAACUAUUAUCGUAAAAUUGGCUAUGAAUUGGAUGGUCCAUAUAUGUCUAAAUCUCUUGUUGAUAAAAAAUAAAAUUAUUCAUAAUAUUAUUGUACACAAUAUUUUUUUUUAAUCAAUAAAAAAACGUUUUAAAAUUAUUAGUUUUAUUUUUAUUUUUAUUAAUUUAUUAAUUGUUUAUAGGUAAGAAUUUUCAUUAAUCGAAUAAUAUUUAAUACACUUAUUUUUUUCAUUAUAAUUAUAUAUUAAUUUAUUAUAAAUAUUUUAUAAUUUAUUAUAGAUAUUUUAUUAAAUUAUAAAAUUUUUAUUAUUCAUCCGGAUAAUUAAUAAUGGCAGCUCUUAAGUACCGAGUAAUAUUUAUGAUUGGUUCUGUACCAUCUAUGUCAACUAUCAGGUGGACUGCAUAUUUCAAAACAAUACUGUAAAAUUAAAAUAAUAUUAUUAUUUUUUAUAAAGAGAUAUAAAUAAUAAAUUGAAACUUAAAAUAAAUA
Aphidius gifuensis is the source of this 2220-nucleotide messenger RNA. RefSeq names its product elongator complex protein 3 (gene Elp3). Lineage: Eukaryota; Metazoa; Arthropoda; Insecta; Hymenoptera; Braconidae. The coding region runs from base 149 to 1804 and encodes 551 amino acids. Gene Ontology annotation, biological process: tRNA wobble base 5-methoxycarbonylmethyl-2-thiouridinylation. The record is from RefSeq and is a predicted model, not a curated record. Gene Ontology annotation, molecular function: acyltransferase activity, transferring groups other than amino-acyl groups; iron-sulfur cluster binding. Gene Ontology annotation, cellular component: cytoplasm; elongator holoenzyme complex; nucleus. The transcript has 3 exons.